Salpingoeca rosetta is the source of this 1821-nucleotide messenger RNA. RefSeq lists its product as uncharacterized. Bases 1 to 1821 code for a protein of 606 amino acids. The transcript is spliced from 6 exons. Gene Ontology annotation, molecular function: protein binding; zinc ion binding; DNA binding. NCBI's taxonomy places the organism in Eukaryota, Choanoflagellata, Craspedida, Salpingoecidae. The record is from RefSeq and is a predicted model, not a curated record.
AUGUUGCGCCGGCAAGUCUUGGACCGGCGAUGCAGAGCUUCAACCAAGGACCCACACUCGGAAAUACGGCUUGAAGAGCCCGCCACAACAUUUGGACGCGGGUCACGGUGCAACGUCAACUUCGACAACCUGUACAUCUCCCGCGUGCACGCCACCAUUGAGAAACAGCAGGACGGAACGUACCUGCUCAAGGUGGGCGGGCAAAACGGCGCCUGUGUGAACGACGUCGUGCAACGAGAGGUGCAACUGCGGGAUGGCGACGUGAUUUCCUUUGGUGGCGUGCCCCCAAACCACGCGCCCGGCGCUUCUUGUCAGGCAGAAACGGACCUCAACUACAUCUUCCAAACAUCAAGCUCAAACCAGCAACACCCAGGCACGCUUGACCCAGGGAACUGCAAUAAUCAACAACAACAACAACAACAACAACAACAACAACAACAACAACAACAACAACAACAACAACAACAACAACAACAACAACAACAACAACAAACGCUGGCGUUGGCUGAUGCAGAGCAACACCAACCAGAGGCCAAGUCUGCCACGACCAGCAACGAGCCAGCUGAAGUGGUCAUUCUUGAUGACGAAGAAGAUGAUGAUGACGAGGAUGACGACGACGGGAAUGAUGGUAGCGGCGAUGGGGUGGAAGUGCAGUUGCAAGGGGAAGAGCGCAAUGCGAAACGCUCCGCGUUGCAACGGGCGAAACGGUCCACAAGCGCCACCAACGGCACAAGCAACGAACGUGCCGCCACAGUGACGAUUGACCUCUCUGAUGAGGACGACACUGAUAAGGGCAGCCAAGACACAGCAGCGGCCGUCCACACCAUCGACGACAACGACGACGACGAUGGUGAUGGUGAUGGUGGCAGCUCGAAACGGGCAAAAACCGCGGCAUCGUCGCCGUCUGCUGCCGCCAAGCAGCUUGACAUGACGUCGGAGUGCGAGUGUGCCAUCUGCAUGUCCAUCAUGGCGCUUCCCGCCACAUUUGGUUGCGGCCACAGCUUCUGUCGCCUGUGCACCCUUGAACUCCUCAAAUCCCCGAACGCGCGGUGUCCGCACUGCCGGCAGCCCGUGAAGCAGGUGCUUGAGCGCAGCUUCAUGGUGGAGAGCGUCAUUGAGCGUCUCAUGGCCACCAAGCCCGACGACGACGAAGCCAAGAUCGACUGGAAGGAGCGCGUGCAGGCUGCAAAGUCGCUGCCCGCGCCAGCCGUUUGCACACGCGCUUCACGCUCGGCGGGGAUGUACAGCGGCGGCUAUGGUGGCGAGUACGUGCAGGCCAUGCUGCACCGGGUUGGCGCGGCGGCAAAUGCGCUGGGCCAACACGUGAUGGCGUUUCCCGGUCAUGCUGCCCAACACCACCAGCCCCAUUACCACCCACUACCACCACCGCCUCAACCGCAGCAACAGCAACAGCAACAACAACAACAACAACAGCAGCCACGAACGUCUGGGCACUGGAAGUUCUCGUAUGCGACAAACGGGCGGGCGAUAUGCCGCAAGUGCUAUCAGAACAUCCCCGUGCGAUCCGUCCGCGUCGGCCAUAUCAGCGGGGCAACAACACGGUAUUUUCAUCUGCAUUGUGGCGUUCACUUGAUGAUGCAGCUGCGACUGCAGCCAGGGCCACAACAACUGGCUGCCCUGACACAAAGCGAUCAGGCCACCCUUUGCCCAAAACCCCGUUCACUCACCCAAACCAUUCGCGUGUGCUCUGACAGCGCAACGUCCAAGAUCUGUUCCGAUGAGUGCAUGGCGUCCUGCGACAAGAGGCACGCCGCAUCCCCGCUCGCUGCCUCUGUCGCUGUCUCGUCUUGGUUCCUGUAA